Alternaria atra is the source of this 1224-nucleotide messenger RNA. RefSeq lists its product as uncharacterized. Bases 1 to 1224 code for a protein of 407 amino acids. The transcript has a single exon. NCBI's taxonomy places the organism in Eukaryota, Fungi, Ascomycota, Dothideomycetes, Pleosporales, Pleosporaceae. The record is from RefSeq and is a predicted model, not a curated record.
AUGGCCGAGCUUGAGCGCUACCAAGACGACCAUCGAGCGGCUUUUGCUUUUGAGAUGGCCCGGGGCGGCCGUGUUCAUCCGUUGGACGAGAAUGAAUUAAAGCACUUCCGCAAAGAAAAAGAUGGUGUAUUUGGUCUAUUCCAAUGGGAUACGCCGACUCUUUCCGAGGAGUUACCGUUCACCUUCACCUCGCCUCCUGGCCCUGCAGCAGUCGAGAAGGCGCUCAAAAGCGAUAUUGGAGGUGAGAAUUAUUUCCGUUUUGCACCCUCGCGUGGCUCACCAGACGACGACGCGGCCGCUAUCACUCGCUUGCUUGACAACAUUGGCAAUGCGAGGUAUUCUGAGCCUGGCGCUGUCGUUCAUAUGCAAUCGCCUACGUUCAACCGAGCGCGGCGCUGGAUACCGGGUUGGGAAGGUGACGGUAUGCUAAGCCAAUCGGACUUCCAGAUCAUUAUCGCUCCGGCGGGUGAGGUCUUCGAGCUGGAAUAUUAUGACCACCACUUCUCCACGACACUGCUGACCGGCUCCAAAGUAUGGCUUACUUUUCCUCCAUUGCAAACCAACCUAGAUGUUCUUCGAAAGGCCUAUGAAGGUAUGCAUAGCGCAAAUACUUCGCGCGUGUCUCUGGGUAUCCUCGCAGAAAUGCAACACGGUAUCUUCGUCAUCCAGAAGCCAGGUCAGACCCUCCUUUUUCCACCAUACUGGUCUCUUAUGACGUUUUGUACCGAGGCAUCAACGUCCUGUGGCUUUUUCCUUGCGACAGCCGCACAGUACAUGUCCCGAAUCAAGAACAUGGAUCUCUGGCUCACCGUCAAUCUCUUUUGGGACACGGCACAACUGCAACAAUCUUACCUUGUGAAAUACGCCACAGAACUUGCGUCUCACUUCUCCAUCAUCAUGGGCGGUGAUCUUAAGCGCUUCAAGGUCGGUCCUGUGCAGAACCAGAUCUGUACUGAAUGGGUCAAAAUUGCACCAAAGAAAACUGCAGAAUUCGAGAAUAUGAAAGAAAAGAUUGGCAGACUCUUAUCGUUGAUUAAGAAUAACGACGAGAGAGAAAAGAUUGAUGAUCUGUUUCGAGAUGCAUGGAUUGAGUUCUUGCAAUCAAAGCGUAAGAAGAGACCAGAAUGCCGGCUUUGCCAUACGCGUAUCGAGCACAUGCCUGUAGGAGAGACGCCGGAUGAGCGGCUUGCACGGCACAUUACCGAUGUGCAUUGCAAUUUUUGA